This is a messenger RNA of Hydractinia symbiolongicarpus, 1113 nucleotides long. RefSeq names its product serine/arginine-rich splicing factor 4-like. Gene Ontology annotation, molecular function: mRNA binding. NCBI's taxonomy places the organism in Eukaryota, Metazoa, Cnidaria, Hydrozoa, Anthoathecata, Hydractiniidae. Gene Ontology annotation, biological process: mRNA splice site recognition; alternative mRNA splicing, via spliceosome. Gene Ontology annotation, cellular component: ribonucleoprotein complex; nucleus; cytoplasm. The transcript has 9 exons. The record is from RefSeq and is a predicted model, not a curated record. The coding region runs from base 112 to 906 and encodes 264 amino acids.
GAGUGAAAAUCAUUCGGUAACCCAACCGGUGGCGCCUCUUUCACUACAUUACAGUUCACAGAGCAAGGAAGCAAGUUGGAAAUUUUGUUACAGUUUUCUCAGCCUUUGAUAAUGCCUCGUUUGUAUGUAGGUAGAUUAAACCAACGUGUUUCCGAAAGGGACUUAAAAAGAUUCUUUGAAGGCUAUGGAAAAAUCAGAGAUAUAAUGAUGAAAAGCGGUUAUGCUUUCUUGGAUUUUGAUGAUUACAGAGAUGCAGAUGAUGCUGUGUGUGAUCUAAAUGGACAAGAGUUGCUUGGUGACAGGAUUAUUCUUGAGCAUGCUAAAGGAAUUGAACGUGGCAGUGGAGGUGCACCAAGUCGUGGUGGUUACAACAGCUAUGGUGGUGGUGGUCCUCGUAAACAAAGAGCAAGGGAUAAGUAUGGUCCUCCAAUCAAAACUAAAUGGCAAGUUAGAGUUGAAAAUUUAUCAUCAAGAGUGAGCUGGCAGGAUUUAAAGGAUUAUGUACGUCCGCAUGCUGAAGUAACGUAUGCUGAUGCUCACCGCAAAGAAAGAGGGGUUGCUACUGUUUGUGUUGCAACUCGACAAGACCUUAAAAACUUAAUCAGAAAAAUGGAUGAUGCAGAACUCAAUGGAAAAAGAAUCAAAAUAAUUGAUGAAAGUGGUUCUCCCUCUGGAUCAAGAAGUAGGUCGAGAUCGCCAAGAAGAUAUCGAUCAAGAAGUCGUAGUCGAGACCGAUCAAGAUCCCGUUCACGUUCAAGAAGCAGAUCAAGAUCUAGAAGCAGACAUUCUCGAUCCAGAAGCAGAUCGAGAAGCAGAUCAAGAACACCACCAAAUAAAAGGUCUCAUUCUCGCACUCCUUCCAGAAGCAGAUCGAAAUCAAGAUCCCGGUCAAAAUCGAGAGACUGAAGAUACGAUACACGAGAGUAAUAAGAAGACAAAGAUGCUACUAUCACGGUGGUGUAUUGUUUCUUGUUAGACCUUUUUAAUGCACUGUGUUCUGCACGCUACUUUUAAUACCUGCAAACAACUGUUCACUUGGUUGCUUUUGUAUUUAUUUUUGUGGCAAACAUUUGUAAAUUUUAUGAACGGUUAAAAAUAUUUUAAGUAACGUUU